AUGGACAACUCAACUCCACCAUUUGACAACUGUGUCUCGUCUGCUGCGAGCCGAUACCUUUUCCUGUCCUGGUUCAUAAUAUACCUCCUCAUGCUGCCUCUUUUCCUCUUCGUCCUCUACAUCGGCUUCAACAAAUGGAAGAAGCCCCAGUCCUCUGCCUCGGGAGGCCUCAAUCACUCUGACGUCUUCACCCUCAACAUGGUUACCAUGGAGAUAAUCAGUGUAGUCGGGACGUGUGUUGCCUGCUAUGGUUUUAUGAAGUUAAACUCAGAAAUCACAUCUUUUGGGGGAGACACAGUGAUCACCACCAUGACUGGACAGACACUAUUCCACAGUUUGACCUGUGUGGAGCGUUACCUGGCUGUGGUCCAUCCUGUCGUCUACCUGCGGCUGAAGAGAGGGGGCGGAGUCAUCAUCAAGAACAUCAGCAUCAUAUUUGUCUGGUGUUGUUUUCUCGUUUGUACCGUUGCCUUUGGUCGCCUAUCGCAGCGUCUAUGUCCUCUGCGUUCUGACCCGCCCAAAGCCUGGAGAGCGGGGCGGGCCUAA
Knipowitschia caucasica is the source of this 546-nucleotide messenger RNA. Lineage: Eukaryota; Metazoa; Chordata; Actinopteri; Gobiiformes; Gobiidae. The record is from the annotation of a GenBank genome assembly.